Messenger RNA from Octopus sinensis (East Asian common octopus), 3855 nucleotides. Its product is annotated as probable ATP-dependent RNA helicase DHX37. The record is from RefSeq and is a predicted model, not a curated record. The transcript has 32 exons. Gene Ontology annotation, cellular component: nucleolus; intracellular anatomical structure. Gene Ontology annotation, molecular function: ATP binding; ATP hydrolysis activity; RNA binding. Gene Ontology annotation, biological process: maturation of SSU-rRNA from tricistronic rRNA transcript (SSU-rRNA, 5.8S rRNA, LSU-rRNA). The coding region runs from base 196 to 3765 and encodes 1189 amino acids. Lineage: Eukaryota; Metazoa; Mollusca; Cephalopoda; Octopoda; Octopodidae.
GUAAAGAAAAUAAACCCGGAGUGUUGUUAGUUUGUAACCGGAAAUGUUUUACACAAGGAACUGAUGUUCAUCAUUGACCGCUCUGCUUGAUAAUAUACGCACGUGUUUAAGGUUCUGUAAUUUUGAGUGAAACGUUUUGGGAUUCUGUUUUAGCAAAAAAAGGGAGAUUCUGUUCGUAAUUUAGGCGUUAAAGUCAUGGGUCGAUUGAGGAGAAGAUAUAAUCAGAAAGGUCGACAACAGCUGGAGAUUGCCAUUAAUAAAACAGAACAGGAAAAGAUACAACUUGAUCUUCCUGUACAAAGUCAGCAAACUUCCUACGACGACAGCAAUGCCCUCGUCCUACCAUCGGAAAAACGGAAAACGAAAAAGAUAGCAGCUAAAAAGGAGACCAAAGUAGUAAUCUCGAAGAAACUACGAAAGAAACUACUGAAGAUAGUUGAGAAAAAGAAGAGAAAAAUAAAGAGAUCGGAUCUGAUAGCAGCACUAGCAAGCGUCCAGGCCAGUUCUUCAGAGAUUGAUAUUUUGAAACACUCCAACAAGAAAAAAGCUAAAACCAAACAGAAACCUGACAGAGGCGGGAGCACUGACGGUGCACCGGGUGACGUCAGGUCAGGAUCUGACCCCAAGGGACAACAAAAGCUGAAAGAAGAGGAGGAAGAAGAAAACGAGGAGGUGGAGGAGGAAGAAGACGAGAAGGAAGAGGAAGAAAACGAGAGUGAAUCUGAACAUUCUGUGUGCAACAGUGAUGAAGAAGAUGGGGAGGAGGAAGAGUCUGAUGCUGAAAAGACUCCUCUGGAAACAUCGAAAGGAUUGGGUGUAGCUGAUGGAAACAAAAAGAGAAAAAAUAAUCCAGACCCGGAGAAGAAUGUCGAAGACUCGGGUGAUUCAAAAGACAUCAAAAGGCAGAAAGUAUCUGAAGAUGGUUCCAUUGACUCUGAAGCAAAAACUGAGCAAGGUGUCCAGCAGAAUGGUGUCUCUGCUAAAACGUCUGCCGCCAUGAAGCCAAGAAAAGUGGUUUUUAUUCCUGUCGACAGAAAACCAGAGAUGCAGGAAUCCCGUCUCAAGCUGCCAAUCUUAAGUGAAGAACAACAGGUGAUGGAAGCAAUCCAUGAGAACCCUGUCGUCCUUGUAGUUGGGGACACAGGGUCAGGCAAGACCACUCAAGUACCCCAAUUCUUAUAUGAGGCUGGCUAUGCCCACAAUGGUGGUAUAAUAGGAAUCACUGAACCACGCCGUGUAGCAGCGAUCAGCAUGUCCAAUCGCGUUGCCAGUGAAAUGAAUUUGUCUUCAGAGGUGGUCUCCUAUCAGAUCAGGUACGAAGGGAACACAACACCCAAGACAAAGCUGAAGUUUAUGACUGAUGGUGUUCUAUUCAAGGAGAUUCAGCAGGACUUCCUGCUGUCCAAGUACAGUGUUAUUAUUUUGGAUGAAGCCCACGAACGUACAGUUUAUACAGACAUACUCAUUGGGCUCCUAUCUAGGGUUGUCCCUGUCAGACAGAAGCGCAAGAACCCUUUGAGGUUAAUUGUCAUGUCGGCCACACUUCGGUUAAAUGACUUUAUCGAAAACCACAGAUUAUUCAAAGUCACGCCGCCAGUCAUCAAAAUAGAUUCUCGACAGUUUCCUGUGACGAUUCACUUCAACAAACAUACUCCUGUAGAUAACUACCUUGUUGAUGUUUACCGUAAGGCUUGUAAAAUUCAUCUUGAACUGCCGGAAGGAGGCAUUUUAAUAUUCGUCACCAGCCAACAGGAAGUACGAACUCUCUGCCAUUAUUUGAAGCACCGUUUUCCCUACAAUUCUGGUAAAACUGAAAAACCCUUAAAACCAAAAUUCCUUCAACGAAAAAAACAGAAGAACUCAAAGGAUGAGAAGCUUCCAGACAUUAGUUUAAACAAUUAUUCCAUUUAUCCGGAGAAGAAAGAGGUUGGAUUAGUGGAAGAUAAUGAAGGGGAUGUCGAUCUCUCUGAUGGCUUUGCAGAAGUUGAUGACGACGAUGUGAUGGCUGAUAUAUCGACUGAGCCAGAUCUUGGGUCCGUUGCUGUUGAGCCCUUGUAUGUGUUACCAAUGUAUUCCCUUUUACCUGGACACAAGCAGGCACGCGUAUUCCAGCCUCCGCCAAAGAACUGUCGUCUUUGUGUUGUAUCCACCAACGUAGCAGAGACCUCCAUCACCAUCCCCGACAUCAAAUAUGUUGUUGACUCUGGCAAGGUGAAGACAAAGUACUGUGAUAAAGUAACUGGAGCUUCAAUAUUCAAGGUGACCUGGACUUCGAAGGCUUCUGCAAGUCAGCGAGCAGGGCGGGCAGGGCGUGUUGGCCCUGGUCAUUGUUACAGAUUAUAUUCCUCUGCUGUCUACAACGAUGACUUUAUUGAUUACUCAGAGCCAGAAAUUCUUCGUCGACCACUUGAGGACAUCAUCUUACAAAUGAGGUUUUUGGGGAUUGACAAGGUGUUAAACUUCCCAUAUCCCACGUCUCCAGAUAAGAAACAGAUCAUUGCAGCAGAAAAGCUGUUGACCAUUCUUGGUGCAUUGACGAAACCGAAAACACCAAAAACAUUUAAAGAAAUGAAAAAAUUACCUCCUGGAGAAUUGACCAGCAUCGGCAAGAGUAUGGCAAAAUUACCAAUUUCUCCACGCUAUGCAAAGAUGCUGGUGUUGGCGCAGCAGCAUCACUUGAUGCCAUACGUCAUAGCAAUGGUAUCUGGUCUGACAGUGCAAGAAUUAUUCUUACCAGUUCCUAAGACUGUAAAAGAUGCUUCUGAUUCUUCACAGAAGCAGCAAAACUUUGCAGCCAAUGCCAGAUUACUUUGGUCAGGAACGGGUCACUCACAAAUGCUUGGAGACCCUAUGUUGCUGCUGAAGUCAAUAGGGGCUUGUGAAUUUGAUGGCAACAUUGAAGUAUUCUGUGAGAAGUUUAGUGUUCGACUGAAAGCCAUGAGGGAGAUUCGGAAAUUGCGAUUGCAGCUGACCAACACAGUCAACCUUGCCGUUCCUGGUCUACAGCUGUGUAUUGAUCCAAAGAUGUCACCCCCUACUGACGCCCAUGCCAAGUUGCUGCGACAGAUCUUGCUUGCUGGAAUGGCAGACCACGUUGCCAGGCGUAUAGACAGUCUUCCAGAGGAUUGGCCAGCAGAGAAGAAAAAAGAAAUGAAAUAUGCUUAUGAGACCUUAGACUCCAAUGACCCUGUGUGGAUCCACCCAGAAUCCAUUCUUCACAAGAAACGGCCCCAAUAUGUUGUCUACCAGUUUGUUCACGAAACAGCGAAACCCUACAUGAAAAUUGUUGCUGGUGUCGAGGCACAGUGGUUCCCAUUGAUAUUACCGAAUCUGUGCCAGUUUUCCAAACCCGAAGAAUCUCCGGCGCCAAGAUUUGAUCCAAAGACAGGAAAAGUUUUCUGUCACAUGUCUGGAACUUUUGGCCCCAAGUGCUGGCCAUUUGACAUUCUUGAACUCGAGUUUCCGAAAGGUUCCGAUCUUUAUAAAUGGUUCGGCAGGUUCUUUCUUGAAGGCGAAGUCUGUCCUGCAUUGAAAAAGUUUGUCCCUCAUAUGAAAGAUCCGCCCUGUGUGAUGGUAAAAUACUGGUCCAGGCUAAAACCAGAAACAGAGAAACUAGUGAGAUGCCUUCUGGCUGCAGAUGUCGAUGACAAGAAGUCGCUAACAGACGAAUGGUCGAAGAAUAAGACUUAUCUUCUAGCAGAAUACUUGAAAUGGUUACCUGAGGAACAACAUGCCGCAGUAAAAGAACUAUGGCCACCAGUCUAAUUGCUUCCUUUGUUAGCAUCACUAACGAUCAUUUUUAAUGUAAAAAGUCAUUGACUAAAAGAUAAAUAUAUAUUUAUUUAUAUUUCUAAA